Chara braunii is the source of this 3349-nucleotide messenger RNA. The record is from the annotation of a GenBank genome assembly. NCBI's taxonomy places the organism in Eukaryota, Viridiplantae, Streptophyta, Charophyceae, Charales, Characeae.
AGACGGUGCACAGUGCUGUAGCAUAUGAGCGACAGGGAGGACACACCACCGGACGACCGGAUCUUGCAAUCAGCUAGACGCCCGAUAGCCCACGUGUCCUUAGGACCGGAGGGUGAUAGGAUUGUGUUCCGUCAGCUCAGGGAGAGGCAGCAGCAGCAGAGGAGAGCUAGAGCGGCCGAGGUCAGCAGGGCUUUCACUAGCGAGGCCGCUGCUACAGCAGCCAUGGCCACUUCUGCUAUGGUCACUUCUGCACAGCAGACUUCCCAGGCCAACAGUUCAGGUAUCGUCGGGUCAACGGUCGCGCAGACCGUGAGUCAAUCCACAGGCGUUAUGGCAAGCCAGGCAGUAGUGUUAACCCCAGAGGAUGUCGCCAUCCAGCAGGCAGCCCUGCAGGAGGCACAGUUACAGCAGGCAUUAGGACAGAUAAAAGCGGAGAAGGAGAAGAUGAUUAGAAGAAGAGCCAGGAUGCAGCGAAGAGGGGCAGACAUAGAGGAGUUAGAGACGAUGGACCUGACGGACAUGGAUGAUGAUGUGAAGGUAGUUAGGAGGGCCCUGCUAGGAGUAAUAGAGAUGCAGGAGCAUCAGACUACCAUCCUUCAGGAUAUCCAACAAAGCCUAGCCAUUCUGGCAGGGCGUGCUCAGGCGGCACCAUCACCAUCCGGGCCUGGUGCCUGGCCCGUGGCAUAUCCACCUUUUUCUGUCCCACAGGUGACAGGGGUAUCCCCAUAUGUAGCCCCGUCAUCAGUUGCGAGCGUUUCCCUGGGCAUGCCGCUGUCAGGAGGGGUAUCAGCAAGGACUAGUUUGCAGGUUCCUGUUCAGAUAGUGUUCACCCAAACUCCGUCGCAGGUUGCAGUCACCACGCAGCCUGCUGUCUCGCAGCCUGUGCAGCCGCAGGGCACACAGCCCCAACAGCUAGUACAGCAACCUGUGUCACCGGGUCCACAGCCCAAAGUGGUGCAGGGACCGGGACAAACACAGUGGGUUCCAAAGACGGCCAUCGCUGCUCCGAAACCCUUCACAGGGGACAAGAGAGGCGAAGACCUCGACACAUCGUUAAGGUACGGUCUGUACGGGUUUGUGGUGAUGCCUUUCGGCUUUUGCAAUGCUCCUGGCACCUUUCAGCACGCUAUGAAUCAGAUAUUCUAUGACUACUUGGAUAAGUUUGUCAUCGUGUACCUCGAUGACAUACUUAUUUUUAGUAAGACUGUCGAGGAGCAUGUUGCAAAUUUGGGCAAAGUACUCGGUCUCCUGCGACAGCACAAGUUCAAGAUCAACGGUGAGAAGUGCGAAUUUGGCCGCACCCGUGUCUUGUACUUGGGUCAUGAGAUCUCCGCGGAAGGGUUGAAGCCCAAUGACGCGAAGGUGGCCAACAUUCGUGAUUGGCCACGUCCUCAGUCUGUGACUGAGAUGAGAUCAUUCUUAGGGAUGAUCGGCUACUAUCGCAACUUCGUGGAGAACUACAGCAUAGUUGCCGCCCCUUUGACUGAUCUGACCCGCCUUGAUACCCCAUGGGAGUGGACUGAGAGAUGCGAGGCUGCUUUCAAACACCUGAAGCAUGCGUUGACGCAUUACGAAGUCUUGAAACUUCCUGAUCCUGAUAAGCCAUUCAUAGUCUGUCAAAGAGAUAAGCCGCGUACCCAGGCUCCUCUUGAGCUCCUGAAGCCCCUUCCGAUUCCGCAAAGGCCCGGUGAAAGUUUAUCCAUCGACUUCAUGGAUACGCUGGUCACCAGCAAGAGUGGCAUGCGAUACAUCUAUGUCAUUGUGGAUAGGUUUAGUAAGUUUGCGAGAUUAGUUGCAAUGCCGGAGACAGUGAAGACUGAGCAUGUAAUUAAGAUGUUCAAAGAGAACUGGGUUAGAGACUUUGGGCUACCUAAGUCUAUAGUGAGUGACAGGGAUGUUCGAUUCACAAGCGAGUUGUGGAAAGCCGCAGCUGCAGAGCAAGGCACGCAACUGCAAAUGACAUCAGGCAAUCAUCCGGGGGCAAGGGGACAGGCUGAACAGAUGAACCGCGCUGUCCAAGAGGAACAGCAACGUGAGGCAGCAGCCGAAGCGGCACGCCUCAAUGCCAUUGCACGCGCAGAAGAGCAACGACGCCGGCAGCAAGCUGACACAGCUGCCAACCACAACCAAGCUCGAAGAGAUGACGCAUCUGUCCUCAUGCAGCAAGAAGCCGCUCAUACCGCAGCACUCCAAGCAUGGCAUGUUGAUCCAGCGGAAACGACGAAACCUACUACGGAGGACCAGACUAAGUCAGCUCUCGCCAGCAUGAUGCACCAAGUCAUCCUCACUUGUAACUGGCAACAAGUGGAGCUGGCCCGGCAGGCACGUACCAUUACUGAGUACGAGGAUACUCUUAAGAGCCUCCACGCCUGCCUGGACAUGCUGCAGAAGGAUGACGUGCCGCACAGGCACACGGCAUCGUCAAGCAUUGAUCCAUCGAUCCGCGAGCUGGAAGGACGGCUGGAUCACCUAGUCGCGAUUGUCGACGAUUUGAACAAUUUUCGACACCCGACGACCAUCAGCCAGCAAAUAGCCGCCCUACAAGCGGAUCUGCGUCAACUGCAGCAGCAACCAACCGGGACCUGCAACAACUUGACGCCUAAACAGUACAAGAUGCGGAAGUUCAGCAUCGACAAGUUUGAUGACUACCACAAGGCGGACCCCAUCAGUUGGUGGCAAGGGUUCACUAAUGAGCUCUCCAUCCACUCGGUCCCGUCAGAGUCGAAGAUCUCAGCACUUUACCUCUGCAGCACCGAUGCCAGCCAAGUGUGGCUCAACCACCUGGCUCAAACCGAGGGCGUCGAAGUCUCUAAGCUUUACACCAAGAUCACUUGGGAGGCCAUGACUGAGAAGUGGCGGAAACGCUUCAUCGUCGACGAUGCUCAGGGCAAAGGCGUGAACCGGAUCUUCAGCAUGCAUCAAGGCAGCCAGCCAACACGCGAAUGGCUAACCGAGUGGCAGAAAAUCGUGACGAUUCCGAACUUGGAUAUCCCAUUCGUACAUCUUCGUCGCGAAUUCUUCCAGCGGUCAGUGGACGUGUUGAGCACGACCCUUGGGGAGCGCAGCCUGUACACGGACUUCGACCAGAUCGUGGAGAAGGCGAACGAAGUCAUCCAAACCAAUCGGUGGGCAGCCAACGAGCGCCGAAACCAACCGAAUUUUGUGGAAAAGGGCAAAGGCCCGCGGCCGUAGCAAGUCGUUGUUGUCCAAGGAAAUGGACAAGAGAACGACCAGGCGAUGACUCACGAGUCUAGUGAAGGAGACGGAGUCAACGCCCUUCCGCCACGACGCAACAACAACAACAAGAAAAAGAAGGCGAAAUUUGUGUCAACAAAAGAAGCCGGACAGC